This is a messenger RNA of Fopius arisanus, 2303 nucleotides long. RefSeq names its product nuclear distribution C, dynein complex regulator (gene nudC). Gene Ontology annotation, cellular component: cytoplasm. The record is from RefSeq and is a predicted model, not a curated record. The transcript is spliced from 7 exons. The coding region runs from base 465 to 1472 and encodes 335 amino acids. Gene Ontology annotation, biological process: protein folding. NCBI's taxonomy places the organism in Eukaryota, Metazoa, Arthropoda, Insecta, Hymenoptera, Braconidae.
UUCUUUCGUCACGAUUUCCUGGAAUUAUAUCGACACUCUUGCGUUUCCUUGACUUUCCGAAUUAUCGACACGCUCGGGUUCGCGCUCUGCUUUAUCUAUACCCACGCCCUCCGAAAAUUACCGACACUCUUGCCCUCGCGACCUGUUUGAUUCACAGGUACACCCGCAAAAUUAGUUCCGCCACUUCCGCUAGGAACUUUCGCGGUUGAAGCUUCGCCAUUGGCGUUAGCAAUCUCCCCUAUAAUCUCUGGUAUACGGUACUGAGCUCAUUGGCGGCGAGAUAUUUUCUAAAUAUGGCAACCCUGUAUCGCUUCAUCCAUACGACCCAUGCUUACAUACAUUCAUCUGCAUUCAUUCUGAAAUAUAUUUGCUCGCACGUCAAACGUCGCAAAUCACAACGUACCGGAAUAAUCGUCAUAACUCAAUCAAUUACUGUGUAAAAUAUACUAAAUUGAUUUUGAAAAAUGUCGAAAGAGGAACAGUUUGAUGGAAUGUUGCUAGCAAUGGCUCAGCAGCAUGAGGGAGGAGUCCAAGACCUUUUGGAUACAAUUUUCAGUUUUUUAGCGAGAAAAACUGAUUUUUAUACCGGCGGAGGUGCUGGAGCAGCAGAAAAGUUGGUUACUAGUAAAUUCCAGAAGUACCAGUCUACUGCGAUGCAGAAAUAUGAAGCGGAGAAAGUCGAACGAGCGGAAAAAGAAAAAAAGCAUAAAGAACGGCUUGAAAAGAAAAAGCAUCAAGACUCUCUUGUGAAUAGUGUAGAUAUUGGAGACGAUAAGAUCGUAGAAUUAACUGAUGAGGAAGCCGAGAAGCUCCAGAAAGAAAUUGAUAGUAGGCAUGCCUCGACAACCGAAAUACCUGUGGCAGGACCCAGCACGAGUUCCACCAGCCAGCCCGAGACUCCUAAUGAGAUAGAAACAGAGGAAGAGGAGGACGAGGCAGACAAAGGGAAAUUGAAACCCAAUGCGGGAAAUGGUGCAGAUCUUCUCAACUAUCGAUGGACACAAACUCUUCAAGAGGUCGAGAUAAGAGUACCACUUAAAUCUAAUUUCAACGUUCGGCCCAGAGAUGUUUCUGUCACAAUUGGGAAGAAACACUUCACUUGUGGUAUCAAAGGCCAACCCCCGAUAAUUGAUGGAAAUUUUCCACAUGAGGUCAAACUUGAGGAAUCAACUUGGGUGAUCGAGGAUGGGAGGACACUCCUAAUUAAUUUAGAGAAGGUAAACAAAAUGCAAUGGUGGGCUCACGUAGUGAUCUCUGACCCUGAAAUAAACACAAAGAAAGUGAAUCCAGAGCCUAGCAAAUUGUCUGACCUCGACGGUGAGACACGUGGACUCGUUGAGAAAAUGAUGUACGAUCAGAGGCAAAAAGAACUGGGACUACCAACGUCUGACGAGCAAAAAAAGCAGGACGUCAUAAAGAAAUUCAUGGAACAACAUCCUGAGAUGGAUUUCUCGAAAUGCAAAUUUAAUUAAUCUCAAGAAUUGAAUUUAGAAAUUAAGAAAUUCGGAACACCUGUUGAAACAACGUAAUUUCGAAAGAUCACAACAGUUUUCAUAGAGCUAUAACGCAUUUUCAAUUAUUUUGAAAUCAAAAACUAUACUCACAUGAAGUUUUCCACGUACGAUUUUUUAACAACUUUAUUUUUGUUAAUUUUUCAGCUACACCUGUUUUUGGUCAGGCAAUUGAAUACAGAUAGUGAUUUUGCAAAUAUUACAUUCUCGGGAGAAAAUUUUCCUCACGGAUAAGUUUCGAAAAAACCGUUAAAUUUUCGUAUACGCUUGCAAUGUUCUUUCACAUUUAUGUAAUUGCUAAUGUAACGAAUAUUUUGCUCUUGUCAAAUGAAUAUCAAGCGAAUAAUGAUACGAUUCUAAAUAAAAAAAAGCAUUUCAGUCAGUAAAGCUAUACCAUGGUAAAAACUCGUCCAAAUAUCCGUAAACAAUCUGGCAGUAAAUUCAGGAAUUGAAUUCGACGAGAGAGAAAUACGGCAAUAAAUUAUUAUUAUUGUUAUAUUGUCCUCAUCAAUGCAGGAAAUUAAAUGGAAGAGAAAAUCGAGAAAAUGGAAAAUUGUAUUCUUUAUCUUCCAAUGUUCCAUUUCACAUUCUAUUCUUUAUCAAUAAAAUAAGAUGAAAUCCUGCGCAAUGUGGCAUGCAUCGUCAUUCCAGUGACAUUGAGUAUCGAAAAUGAUCACAGUGCUGAUAUUUUAUUAACAAAUCAAAUUCAUUUUUAGCAAUUAACUAUUUUGCAACUUAUAUAGGAUGUUCUGCAGUGAAAUAAAAAAUUUCCAUUAAUUUAUGAACUCAUAA